Messenger RNA from Pleuronectes platessa (European plaice), 1989 nucleotides. RefSeq names its product translocase of inner mitochondrial membrane 17 homolog B (yeast) (gene timm17b). Lineage: Eukaryota; Metazoa; Chordata; Actinopteri; Pleuronectiformes; Pleuronectidae. The coding region runs from base 24 to 596 and encodes 190 amino acids. Gene Ontology annotation, biological process: protein import into mitochondrial matrix. Gene Ontology annotation, cellular component: mitochondrial inner membrane; TIM23 mitochondrial import inner membrane translocase complex. The transcript has 5 exons. Gene Ontology annotation, molecular function: transmembrane protein transporter activity. The record is from RefSeq and is a predicted model, not a curated record.
UCUCGUUGACGACGACAACAAACAUGGAGGAAUAUGCCCGCGAGCCCUGUCCGUGGAGGAUAGUGGACGACUGCGGAGGGGCCUUCACCAUGGGUGCAAUCGGUGGAGGGGUGUUCCAGUCAAUCAAGGGCUUUCGUAACGCCCCUGCAGUGAGUUCAGAACAUUGUGGGUUUUGCUCUGUGAAUCACAUCUGGUUUCCAAAGGCAGAACUGAACAGUGCUCUAAUGUUUCAGGGUGUCGCACACCGACUGAGAGGGAGCGCCAACGCAGUGAGAGUAAGAGCUCCACAGAUUGGAGGGAGCUUUGCUGUGUGGGGGGGUCUCUUCUCCACAAUUGACUGUGGUCUGGUUCGCGUCAGAGGGAAAGAAGACCCCUGGAACUCUAUAACAAGUGGUGCGCUGACUGGAGCUAUCCUGGCAGCGCGCAGUGGGCCCUUAGCCAUGAUGGGCUCUGCCAUGAUGGGAGGGAUUUUGCUGGCUCUCAUUGAGGGUUUUGGGAUCCUCCUCACCAGAUACACAGCGCAGCAGUUUCAGAAUCCUUCUCCCUUUGCAGACGACCCGAAUCAGUUGCCUCCAAAAGAUGCAGCACAAGUGUAGGGAAUGUUAAGGAAUGAGAGCAGCUGUGAACACAGGGAGUCCCACCACAGAGUAGCAGGGACACCGAGGUACUACAGCAGGUAUCAGGUGGAGAUACUGGUCACUACAGUGGUGUCAAGUAGUAGCACUUCAGGUUUUAUACCUCAGGAACAAAGUACUGUGAGUUCUAGUUUUAAGUGAGUGUUUAUGUGAGCGAGGAUCCUUCUGACAAACCUCUUGUUUGCACCUGCAGCAUCUCAUGCAAUGUUUUUAUGCAUCAUUGGUUGUUGUCACUUACCUGUGACCUCUUUGAGUUCAAUGUGCAAUUCUGAAAUGUAUUGACCCAGUUUGAUCAGUUUGAACAUAUGUUGAACAAGAAUCCAAAGAUUUUAGAACUGUUUUCAUAGAUGUAUUCAACUUUAAAGUUAUUGUUUAAAUGGCUGAUAUGUACAGAAGUAGUUAUGUGUGUGAGUAGUACAAUUUAUUCAGUGAGGUUUUACCAUUGAGAAUUGUAUUCUGGUACUAUAUUAGUAUUACAUUAAGCCCCAUUAAGGGGGUGGAGGAUGUUGUUUGGCACUGAAACUUUUCAAAAAGGAUAUUAAAGAAGCAGAUCCUGUGAACAUGUGAUGUUUAUUAACAAAUAAUGUACGACAACAAAAAGGCAAAAUGAACUCUGAGAAUUCCAACUAAACUAAAUCAUUCUAGUAAAAAAUUAUAAUUCUAUUGACUGGCAUUUACCAACUUAGCCUCAUCUGCCCUGGUAAGCAGAGGAUGAGCUAAGCAGAGAGAUAACUCCACCACAUGAUUGCAUCAAUCAGAUUAUUUAGGGAAGCUGCAAAUAAUGAUCGAUUGACCAAAGAGAAACAUUUGAAUAAAGGAAGAUGGGGCCUCAUGAAAAGUUGAGUUUGUUCUCACAUGUUUUCUGUGAGUCUAUGUCAAAGUUUGAAUUAUAUAUCAACGGAGACAAUCAAUGCAAACAGUGUUUUUAAAUCACUUGUGCGCAUAAGUCGAGUCUUAGCUAUAAAAAAAGCUCAUUCCUGUUUUUGUUUGCGCUUCCCCCCCACCCACCGACAGCUUCUUAACUUUGAGCAAAUAUUAUCUUCACAUGCUGGAAUGGAGUUUGUUCAAGUUAUGUCUGUGAAAACUGCUGAGUUGAAGGUCCUGGCUCAGUUCACCUUGUUUUUUUUCAAGCACCCGUCUUCUCUUUGAUCGCUGCUUUAUCCAUCAGGCACUUUUUGACCCCCCCGUCUCUCUGCUCUCUUUAAGCGUCUGCCUCGGCAGGGAGACGGGGCAGCACAACCCAGUGUUUCACUGUCAAACUAUGUAUAGAGAGAAUUUCUAUUUUGUGUAUCGUGUUAAUGUAUUUAUCGUGCAGAAGUUGAUACUAACAAUAAAGGCAUCACAUAUUCUUGAA